ACAAAGUGCAGAGAGAUUCCUUAAUUUAGUUAUCAUACAAUCGCGCUAAUCAGAUGAGGAAUAUGAUUCCAUCGAGAUCAUCAAACCAACGUUCCAACAACGUCCCGCACGGAAGGCAACCAAAUGGAUCGUUUGAAGCAAGAUUCAAACCACCGGAUGGAAUAGUUCCCGGAGUGUCAGACACAUCCAGCGGGAUGUGUAAUGAAUAUACUUCCACCGUCGAUCUCAGCGUGCCGGAGCAAAAUGCAAGGAAUUUCUAUUUGUCAAUUGAACCCAAUUCGAAUACAGCCGCAGAAGUAGAUGAAGAUAUAUCUGUACCGGUGCCGUCGGAGCACGAUCCAUCGGAACAUGUGGUGGUGAAAGAUGGAUACACAUAUUACAUACGCUAUUUAGACGAAUCAAUUUUGGAGGCACCGCUAGUACAACACAACCACGGCGGAGAAGUUUUUGGUGAGGUGGAACGUAUCCCCUCGAUUUCCAAUGAUCUGUCCAUGCUGAUGGACGAUAAUAUGCUUCCAGAAGGUGCCAUACCCGCGCUUGAAAACGUCGAAGGUUCAGCGCGCGACUGGAUUAACUAUGACGAGCUGCCUUUGCUGAGUCAACAAAAGCAACAGCAGUCAGUAUCGACCGAUCAUGUUACGCCACCGAAUGACACUUUGGUCGGGAAUCAGCAUUGCAAGAAUUACCACACUACGUUGGUAAAGCCGAGUGCCCAUAGCGAACAGAAGGCGGUCGGUUGUAGUGGCUGUGAAAUGUUUCCUGUGUUAACGAACGCGUUGCAGCAGCCUUCGGUUGAAGGAUUUUUGCCAAGUAACGAAACAGUUCUUAUGAAUAGCAGCAAGUCAUCCGUAGUUACCAAGGUGCCUGAUUUUAGCCACUACUGCGUGGAGUGUGAAAAAUUUUUCCCCUCCAACGACAGUCUCCAAGAGCAUAUGGAAUUCAACCAUCGGCUGUUUGACGAACAGCUCAUCACAAUGACGAAUACACCGAAAGCAUCCAUUAAUCAGCCGGUAGGGUAUGGUUCGGGCGAGUUAGUUUUUCCCAUUUCUACGAUCGUAGAUUCCACCAACCAACGUCGGAAAAGGCCAUUUUACUGUGAUUCAUGUAACAUAUCGUUUGACUUUGUCGAAAGUUACUACAUGCACAACCAUAGCGUCCAUGGAGGAGGUGCUGGUACCGGUUACCUAUGAGAGGGAAAGAUAGCGCAAUUCAAUUAUGUCUAUAAUAUUCUCUACGCUAGUGUACCUUACAAAACCAAACACAAGUUAGGCGAAAUACUUACGGUAUCGGUUUAGAGAGAAAAGAAGGAGCAAUGUUACUCGAGACCAUGCAUGCUUCAAAGAAGAUGAUGGUUUAUUUCAACAAAUAUUCUAAAUUGCUUACCCAAAAGCCAUCGGUCCAAAGCACAGCAAUGGGAAUGAAUCGUUACCACAUGAUUAAGUUUAUGUUAAAAACUAGUUGAAUUAAAUAUGACUGUUUUUUUACUGAUUCUGUUAACUUUUUUGGAUUCAACUAGUGUUUGUAAUGUAACGUAAUAAAACGUACAA
Molecule: messenger RNA, 1547 nt
Organism: Anopheles moucheti
Lineage: Eukaryota; Metazoa; Arthropoda; Insecta; Diptera; Culicidae
Exons: 1
Coding region: 54-1190 (378 amino acids)
Source: RefSeq, a predicted model, not a curated record